Molecule: messenger RNA, 2270 nt
Organism: Meira miltonrushii
Lineage: Eukaryota; Fungi; Basidiomycota; Exobasidiomycetes; Exobasidiales; Brachybasidiaceae
Product: general substrate transporter
Exons: 1
Coding region: 471-2141 (556 amino acids)
Biological process (GO): carbohydrate transport; transmembrane transport
Cellular component (GO): membrane
Molecular function (GO): carbohydrate:proton symporter activity
Source: RefSeq, a predicted model, not a curated record
UUUUUUUUCUUUUUCGUUUUAAUGUGAGUCGAAUUCUUACUCGUCAAACAUACUGCGGGGCCGUUGAUCUACCGUUAUUACUCUCUUCUUCUCCUGCAUUUUGCCAUUCUUAUCCUUUCCCCGCUUCUGUUACCCCACCAGCCCCGGCUUUCUUCACCUUUGUCGUCUUGCGCCACCUUUCAAGUAGGACAACAAACUUUUAUCCACCUACGUGCUUUUGGAGAAGUAAAGGUCAUUUGCCCUUUUUGCUCAUUGUGCAUACACACAAGACCCGCAACAAGACACAGCUUUACUCCUCUUCUUCACUCUAUACACAAAUACUCUUCCCAAAAAGCAUAAAAGCAAGCAUCUCUUUGGAAAACAUUUAUCCCUUCUUCCCCACCUUUCAUCCUCCUCAUCUCUUCAUCUGAGGAUCAACAACAACAACUACCUCCUUCCAUCCAUCUCACCACUUCUCACAUACAUUCAUCAUGGUCAGCCUAAAGCGUAUCGAAGAUAGGCCAACACCGCCAGAGGUGUACAAUUGGCGCAUUUGGAUGCUAGCUGCCAUCGCUGCAAGUGCUGCCAUUAUGAUCGGUUAUGACUCUGCUUUCGUUGGUGGAGCAAUCGUUCUAAAAGGUUUCGAUAAUGAUUUCGGUAAAUUGGAUGUAUCAACGAAGGCAAACUUGGUUUCAACUUAUCAAGCAGGUGCUUUCUUUGGUGCAUUCGCAGGUUAUCCUUUAGGUCACUUUAUCGGACGUAGAUGGGGUAUCACCAUUUGCGCAAUCGUUUUCACAAUCGGUGCAAUCAUCAUGGUUAUCGCAAACAAAUCAACAGGUCUUGGUCCAAUCUUUGGCGGUCGUGCUUUGGCAGGUUUAGGUAUCGGUGCAGCAUCAAACUUGGCUCCAAUUUACAUCUCCGAAAUUGCCGUUCCAGCCAUUCGUGGUCAACUUGUUGGUCUUUAUGAAAUCGGAUGGCAAAUUGGUGGUUUGGUUGGUUUCUUCAUCAACUAUGGUGUCUCGGUCAAUUUGGCCCCUAAUACUGAACAAUGGCGUAUUCCUUUUGCCAUUCAAAUCAUCCCAGGUGGUUUGUUAGUCUUGGGUGCUCCUUUCUUGAUCGAAUCUCCACGUUGGUUGCUCACCCGUAAUCGUAACGAAGAAGCUGCGACAAAUUUGUCAAGAAUCCGUAACUUGGACGGUGACCAUCCAUACAUCGUUGAAGAAUUACGUGAAAUGCAUUCCGCAGUCGACAAAGAACGUAAAUUGUUGGGUUCUGAUAGUUUCUGGGCACCAUUCCGUGAAACAUUCGGCACUUCUCGUGUUCUUUGGCGUUUGGUUUUGGGUUCAAGCAUGUUCGUCUUCCAAAAUGGUACCGGUAUCAAUGCAAUCAACUACUACUCGCCAACCGUUUUCUCAUCCCUCGGUAUCACAGGUGCAAACACUGGUCUAUUAACAACUGGUAUCUUUGGUGUUAUCAAGACUUGUGGUGCAAUUGUUUGGAUCUUAUUCUUGAUCGAUAACUUGGGUCGUAGAAGAAUUUUAAUGACAGGUGCCUCAAUCUGCAGUAUGGCUAUGCUUGCCAUUGCUAUCUACAUUGCCGUUGCCAAGCCUGCUGAUCACGCUGGUGAAGGUUUGACUGACGUUGGUCGUUUCGCUCUUGCUUGCUUCUAUAUCUGGACACUAGGUUAUGGUUGCACAUGGAAUGGAACUCCAUGGGUUAUCGGUUCAGAAAUCUUCCCUCAACAAUCAAGAACAUUGGGUAUGGCAUGCAUGGCAGCCUCAAACUGGUUGUACAACUUUGCCAUCUCCAUGGGUACACCACGUGCUUUCCUUAACAUCGGAUGGGGAUUCUACUUGAUCUUCUGCGUUGUGACAUUGAUCUCUAUCCCAUACGUCUUCUUCCUCUUGCCUGAAACAAAGGGUGUUCCAUUGGAACAUAUGGACCGCUUGUUCGAAAUGCGCCCAAGAUACAAUGCAGGACCACGUCUACUUGCCGAAUUGCAAGUCGAACACUCUCAAUCAUUCACUAACUCUCAUGCUGGAAAUGUAGACGCAUUCGGUGCACAUGAUCGUGACUCAAACGGUCAGAAUAGUUUCACCGAAUCAGAAGAAAAGAACAAUUUGAACAUCAACAAUGCUGAUGCAGGCGCAAAAUACGCUUAAACUUAUUGAUGCGUUCAUUUUCUACUCUUUUUUCUGGUUUUCACGAUAUAAUGGGGUCCCUUAUGGGAAAGCAAAUCAACCAAAACUGUAUUAUUUAUAUAUUCUUUCAUGGUGCAUGAAUUAAUGGUC